GAGACCUGAAGAAUAAGAGUGUAGUUGAGUAUGAUGACCUCUUCAAGCCAUGUCCCAUCACAAAUGAGGAUGUCAGAGCUGUGUUGAUGAAAGGGUUACCUGGAAUUGGUAAAACAACUGCAGUGCAGAAGUUUGUUUUAGACUGGGCAGAGGGCAGAACACAUCAGGACAUCACUUUUGUUCUACCCUUCAGUCUCACAGAGCUGAGCUUGCUGAAGACUAACAAAUGCAGCCUGAAGCAGCUUUUGAAUUUGAUCUUUCCAGAGCUGAUGGACACAGACACUCUCAACCAUGCCAGAGUCCUGUUUGUGCUUGAGGACCUGGACAAAUGCAGACUCAAACUGAAAGUCUGGAACACAAUAUCCUGUGGUGAUCCUGAGAAGAAGUUGCCGCUGAGCGAACUGCUCGUAAACCUUCUGAGAGGGGACUUCUUCCCAAAAGCCCAGAUCUGGCUAACAUCAAGUCCAGAGGAAUGUGAUUUCAUCCCUUCUAAAUAUGUGCAGCGGGUUGUUGAGAUUCAGGGUCUGGAUGAUGUUGAGUGGGAGGAGUAUAUUAGAAGAGCUGUGUGUGACAGUAGUGUAGCUGCAACAGCGAUCAUUCAUGUCAAGUCAUCACAUAAUCUGUACUUCAUGCGUAAUCUACCAGGCUUUUGUCAGAUUGCUGCCACUGUGCUGGAAGAAGCUAUCACAAAGACACCUGCCACAGAGCUACCGCUGACUUUAACAGAGAUGUACACACAUUUCCUGCUCAUUCAGAUGAGGAAACAGGCUAUUCAUCAACAAGCUGCAGCAAACCUGAGGAAGACAGAUGCUGAGGAGAUCCUAAAAUUAGGCAAACUAGCAUGGCACACCCUUGAGAACGACAGUUUGACUGUAUUUGAAGCAGACCUAAGAAACAGUAAUAUGGCUUCAUCAGUUGCAGCUGAACUCUCACAGAGGUGGCCUGCAUUGUUUAAAGAGAAAGAACUGACUCAAGGGAAGGUAUAUCAAUUUCCCUUCCAGAGCAUUCAGUCGUACCUGUCUGCACUGUAUGUGGCUGUAAAUUAUGAGCCCAGCAAAGGUAAUGUGCUUCACUAUACACUGGCAGAGAGAGCAAAGCAACUGUUCAAAUCAAGAGAAGCUCAAUGUGAUAUGCACAAAACAGCCGUAGAUAAAGCUUUACGGAGCAAAAAAGGCAAAUAUGAUUUCUUCCUCAUCUUCCUCAUUGGAAUAUCUGCAGGUCCCAGCUACAAGGACUUGUCAUGUUUUCUUCCUGAUUUGUGUGAAAGAGGGAACUCAGAGAAGAUUGUCCCUUACAUCCUGAAGAAGAUGCAGGGGUGCUCAGCUCUAAAUGAAUCGCUUACUCUUGUCCGCUGUCUGGAUGAAUUGAAUUUGUCCUACAUUUUGGGUCCAAAUAAAGUCCACAGGAUAGUCCAAGACAGCUUAAUGCCCUCAGAGUGGUCUGAUAUGGCAAAGACUUUGUUGAACUCUGAGGAUCAGCAGCAAAUUUUUGACCUUAAAGAAUAUCCCAACUCAGAAAUGGCUUUUGCGAGACUGUUGCCAGUUGUUAAGAACUCAAGAGUUCUAAGAAUCUGUGAGUGUUCAGAGAUGUGCUGGAUGUUACUUGCCACUGCUCUGAGAUCACCAUCCAACAACAUCAAAGAAAUUGACAUAGACGCUAACUAUAUGAGUGAAAAUGAAAAAGAAUUCUUCUUUGGAGGACUGAAAAGUUCCAACUGCAAAGUGGAAAUCCUCAGAUUACCAUACUUUCCCAAGCAUAAUGAUACAGGGACGUAUCCUCUGAUUUUGGGCCUUUUAUCCAACCCAUCUCAUUUAAGGGAGCUGGACUUGAAACAUGUUAUCGCUUUGAAUGCCAAGACAAAGAAAGCCCUGGCAACAUUACUAGUGAUGCCUGGAGCUCAUCUAGAGAAACUUGUGGCACAUGACAGCAGCCUUUCAGCAGACUUCUUCCAGAACCUGGCCACAGCACUCCGCAGCAGUAUGUGCAAUCUGAAAGAAUUAGAUUUGAAGCGUAUAUAUAAAUAUAAUGAUGAGGAGAAAAUUUUACCACUGUCGGAAGCACUGGGAGAUCCCUGCUGCCACAUUAGGGUUCUGAGGUUGGCUAAUUGCUUUGUGGGACAAACAGUAUUUACUGCAUUGGUCUCUGCUUUCUCCUUGAACCCUUCACACCUGAAGGAACUGGACCUGAGUUACAGCACACCUGGACUGGGCUUUUAGCCAGUUUUGCUCUUUGCUAGAAGACUCCCGUUUCAAGCUGGAGACCCUGAUACUGAUUCAGUUGGAAUGGUGGGACUAUGAAGCUCCAGCUUAUACCUGUACAUUUAGGUUGGUAUGAUCCAUCUAUUGACAGUAAUUGACAGUAUUUUAAUGCACAAAAGCACCGCUUACAACCCCAACUCUAAAAAGUUGGGAUUGUAUAGAAAUUUCAAAUAAAAAUAAGCGCAGACAUUUACUUUGACUUUUAUUUGAUUUCAAACAGUAUAAGAUAAUUCAUGAUUUAUCAGGUAAACUCAAUUCCUGCAUGUUAGGCCCGCAACACCUUUCAUAAACAGUUGGGAUUUACAACUGUAAUGUUGUAAUGCUGACGUUCCAUCUCACAACAAAAUAAAAUAUGUUCGACACCAAGGAUUUCAGGGGAUGAAGUAUAUCAGGUGUUAUUUUGUAAGGUGUUAAGAGGUAAUAUCUCAAUAUAAUUUCUGCAAUAAUGUUGCAACAUGGCAGUGACAAAACCGUGUACCAUGACCAACAUAAUUUUCUCACACGUUUGUUAUUUUUAUUAAAUACUUUAAAUACC
Messenger RNA from Astyanax mexicanus (Mexican tetra), 2793 nucleotides. Its product is annotated as NLR family CARD domain-containing protein 3. The record is from RefSeq and is a predicted model, not a curated record. Bases 87 to 2216 code for a protein of 709 amino acids. NCBI's taxonomy places the organism in Eukaryota, Metazoa, Chordata, Actinopteri, Characiformes, Acestrorhamphidae. The transcript has 5 exons.